UGGUAACUGGUUAGGGUUUAAGAUUAAGGGCUUUGUUCUUUGUUCCUUGUUCGUCUCAUCUGAUCUCAAAAUGUCACUUUGCCGCUUACUCCUCCGCUCCCUCCGUCGUUCCUCCACCGUCCAACCCAUCUCUGUUACUAUCUUCUCUCAAAGCCGUUCCUUCGCCUUUUCCUCAGCAGAAGAAGCCGCCGCCGAGCGUCGCCGCCGCAAGCGCCGACUCCGUAUCGAGCCUCCUCUGAACGCGAUUCGGCCUCCACCGCACCAGGCUCCUUCGCGUGACCCCAACGCUCCUCGCCUUCCGGACUCCACUUCGUCGUUGGUGGGACCUCGCCUGAGCCUCCACAACCGCGUCCAAUCCCUCAUCCGUGCCGGCGACCUCGAUGCGGCCUCCGCCAUCGCCCGCCACUCGGUGUUCUCUUCGACUCGACCCACGGUGUUCACGUGCAACGCCAUCAUCGCCGCCAUGUACCGCGCAAAGAGGUAUAACGAGGCAAUUGCUCUCUUCCACUUCUUCUUCAACCAAUCCAACAUUGUUCCCAAUAUUGUAUCUUACAAUAACGUGAUUAAUGCACAUUGCGAUGAGGGUCGUGUUGAUGUGGCUCUUGAGGUUUAUCGCCACGUCGUUGCCAAUGCGCCUUUCAGUCCAUCCCCUGUUACAUAUCGCCAUCUUACCAAAGGUUUGAUACAAUCCGGUCGCAUUGAUGAGGCCGUUGACCUCUUGCGUGAGAUGUUGAGUAAAGGCCACGGUGCUGAUUCCUUGGUUUAUAAUAAUCUCAUUUCCGGUUUUCUUAACUUGGAGAAUUUGGACAAGGCCAAUGAGCUCUUUGAUGAGCUCAAGGAGCGUUGUUUGGUUUAUGAUGGGGUUGUCAAUGCUACUUAUAUGGAAUGGUUCUUUAAUAAGGGCAGAGAUAAGGAAGCCAUGGACUCCUACAAGUCCCUCAUGGACAGGCAGUUUAGGAUGACCCCUGCUACUUGCAAUGUCUUGUUGGAGGUCUUGCUUAACCAUGGCAAGGAAGAACGGGCUUGGGCUUUAUUUGAUCAGAUGUUAGAUAACCACACCCCUCCCAAUUUUCAAGCUGUAAACUCUGAUACAUUCAAUAUAAUGGUCAAUGAGUGCUUUAAGCUUGGCAAGUUCGCAGAAGCACUUGCAACUUUUAAGAAGGCCGGAACUAAGCCAAAUUCUAAGCCUUUUGCAAUGGAUGUUGCUGGCUACAAUAAUAUCAUUUCUAGGUUUUGUGAGAAUGGGAUGCUAUCCGAAGCAGAAACACUAUUCGAAGAACUGUGCUCAAAAUCUUUGAGCCCGGAUGUGCCAACUCAUAGGACUUUGAUUGAUGCCUACUUGAAAAUGGAGAGGAUCGAUGAUGCUUUGAGGGUAUUCAACAGAAUGGUGGAUGCUGGACUGAGGGUGGUUGCUAGCUUUGGUAACAGGGUGUUUGAUGAAUUGAUUAAGAAUGGUAAAGCUAUUGAUUGUGCACAAAUUUUGAGUAAAAUGGGAGAAAAAGAUCCCAAACCAGACCCUACUUGCUACGAGGUUGUAAUCAAGGGACUCUGUGGUGACGGUUUGUUGGAUAAAAGCCAAGAGAUGCUCGAUCAAGUUAUGAGGUAUGGUGUUGGGGUCACUUCUGCCUUGCGGGAAUUGGUGAUUGAGGCUUUUAAGAAUGCUGGGAGGGGUGAGGAGAUUGAGAGACUGCUAGACAUGAACAGAUUUGGAUACAGUCCUCGUCCAUCAGCCCCUAGACCUGCAUACGGUCCUCCACCGGUGAGGUCUCCUUCUCAAAUGGCAGGAGCGCAUAACCCUCCUUCUGGCCUUCCACCACAAAUGGCAGGACAGCAUCGCCCACCACCGCCUUAUGCUAAAAUGGCAGGAGUGCAUAAUCCACCUUCUGGGCCUCCAGCUCAAGUAUCAGGGCAGCAGCGCCCACCACUGCCCUCUCAAAUGACUGGAAUGCAUCAACCUUCAUGGGGAGUAUCUCCUCCAGUGACUGGGCCUCGCACUUCUGCAGCUGAACCUUCACCUCAUAUGUCAGGACAACCUUCAUGGGGAGUAUCGCCUUCAGUGAUUGGGCCUCGUUCUUAUGCAGCUGGACCUUCUCCUCAUACGUCAGGACAGCCUUACCACCCUCCAUCUGAACUUCCUCCUCAUACGCAAAGGGUAGCCCCUCAAAUGACAGCACAACAUUAUACACCAUCUGGAGCUUCACCUCAAAUGGCAGGACAUCAACCUUACGGAACACCACGUGGGCCCCAACAAAUGGCAGAUCAACCAUAUCCAUCGGCAGGAACAACUCCAAUGGCAGGGUCAUCUUUUCCAUCACAUGGAGCAUCUGCUCAAAUGACGUCGCCAUGCUAUAUUGCCCCAGGAUCAUCUUCUCAGAUGACAGGACCUUAUAACCCAUCAUCAGGAACCCCUUCUCACUUUGAUGAAUCACAUCAACAGCAAUCAGAAGUCCCUGAACAGGUAGCGGCUUGAUUUUUGGAGUUCAAGCCAGUUCUUAGUGCUACUGGUUCUCUUUUAAAUUGAGAGAGCAGAUACUCUAUCAUUUUCAUGUUAAGUGUUUUAUGAUGCUGAUUUCUGGUGUUCAGAAUCGCUAGAUGUUUGUGAGUUUAUAGAUGAUGAUACAAGAAUCUAUUUUGAUUUACUGGUCCAUAACAUGUAAUGCAUGUCUUAUACGACAUGUCAUUUUAAUUCAUUCUUGUAACUCAACCUUUAAUAUCUGGCAUAGAUAUUUAUAUUCUGUACUGUCAUUGAUAAUCUUCCAAAUUUUACCUGAAAC
Molecule: messenger RNA, 2774 nt
Organism: Gastrolobium bilobum
Lineage: Eukaryota; Viridiplantae; Streptophyta; Magnoliopsida; Fabales; Fabaceae
Product: pentatricopeptide repeat-containing protein At1g10270
Exons: 1
Coding region: 71-2470 (799 amino acids)
Cellular component (GO): chloroplast
Molecular function (GO): protein binding
Source: RefSeq, a predicted model, not a curated record